Molecule: messenger RNA, 208 nt
Organism: Rhizophagus irregularis DAOM 181602=DAOM 197198
Lineage: Eukaryota; Fungi; Glomeromycota; Glomeromycetes; Glomerales; Glomeraceae
Source: RefSeq, a predicted model, not a curated record
UAAGUAAAUAGUGCCGACAAAAGCAUAUGUUAUGAAGGAGCUGAGGACUUCGCAAUUCCGAGAUCCUGCUUCUAUUUGUGAAGAUUUUGACAAUCGUCUUGUAAAUCAUUUUGUACAAGAAUUCAAAAGUAAAUUUAACAAAGUCAUUUCAUCCAAUACAUAUGCUAUCCGUCGUUUAAGAACGGCAUGUGAACAUGCAAAACGUUGA